UCAUAAUAAUACUGUUUUAUCACAUUUAAUAGCAUGUCAUGCGAUUUCGUAUGCAAAAUAAGGUAAAUGGUGACUGGCUAUGGACACAUUCUUCAACAGCAUAAGAAUGUAUGAAGAAGUUUGAAACAUAACGGCUGAGUUGGUUUUCAUUCUAUAAGAUGGAGCCAGACAUCACAGAGAGAGUGUUCUCUGGUACACUGGCAAAUCUGCCAGAACUGGAGUCCACAGUUGUCAGGGUGUUUCUUAGUUCCACAUUCACAGAUUUUCAGAUGGAAAGAAACUGGGUGAUGAAGCAUGCUGUACCUAUUCUCCGGAAGUUUUGCCAAGAGAGAGGCCUAGACUUUCAAAUAGCUGACAUGCGGUGGGGUGUCCGCGAAGAUGCAACCGAUGAUCACCGAACCACCGAACUGUGUCUUCAUGAGAUAACCAACUGCCAGAGGGUGUCAAGGGGACCCAACUUUGUGACAUUCCUUGGAGACAAAUAUGGAUUUCGACCCAUCCCGUCAGAAAUCGAGGCAGCAGAGUUCAAGCUUCUUAAGAACAUGGCCAUGAAACUUGGCCACGACACCUCGCUAUUGCUGACUUGGUACAAAUGUGACUACAAUAAAGAGCCCACGGUCUACAGCCUUCAGCCAAUCAGCUCCCAGUUCCCACAUUACUUUGACAUGACCCCUGCUAAUGCGACACAGAGGCAAAAUGCUCAGCGAGAGUGGUGGUCUACAGUGGACAAACUAACAGCCCUUCUCCGACAAUCUGCCACGGCUGUUCACAAGGAGGGCAAACUGAGUGAAAGAGAAAAACAUAAAUAUUUCCAGUCGGUGACAGAGAAUGAAGUGUUUCAUGGGCUGCUGAAUGUUGAAAAUCUGAACAACAGAGUUAUCUGCUUUGUAAGAACACUGACUGAUCUCAACAUAAGUGAUUACAUAGCAGGUCGUUUUACUGAUCUCGUGGACAAACAACUUGACAGAGAGGCGGAGGAGUUGAGAGAGAAGGUUCGUCUCCACCAUAUACCCAGAGUUAUGCCCCCUGAUCUACUUGUCCGUUAUAACGUACCUUGGGAUGAGAAUGUUGGUGUUGGUACAAGGAACGAGGACCAAGUCAGCUACCUCCAUCAGUUUAGUGUAGACUUUCUAGCCACGAUGGAGAAACUGAUUGACUUUGACCUUAGAGAGUCAUUGUCCGCUCGGCACAGAACGCCACUCUUUGAGGAAGUGGUACACCAUCUACACUUUGCCAGGUCCAAAUGUGAAACAUUCUGUGGCCGUGAGGACCUUAUACAGAAAGUACGAGAGAAGGCCCAAGAAAUUUUUCAGGUUGAAAGUGGUGAUGGAGUCGAAGAGACAAAUGAUGAUCAUGAUGGUGUGAUGGAUGACUUCGAAGAAGAACAGAAACAGGUUAAGAUGGAGCAAGAUGGUCUUGCAGCAUCUUUAGCAGGAAUGGGCACAAAGUAUGUUGCUGGUGACAAGUUUAGUGACCUAGAGUCAGAUCCAGCCUUUAAUCCAAAGGUUGUGCAGUUAAAAAUACAACCACAUGCUGAAUUCUGCAGGCCUGUUAUUGUUGUAGGCAAAUCUGGAUCUGGAAAAACGGCAUUGAUGGCGAAAUUGGCUGAGGUUUCUCAGUCUUGGUAUGCAAGUAAGAAUCCAGUUUUCAUGGUUCGAUUCCUCGGCACCUCAACAAUGUCUACGGCCAUAAGAGAGGUUCUGUUUGGCUUGUGUGAGCAAAUUUGGCAGGUCUACAAAAUUCAAAGACCCUCGGGCAUAGAUUUUGAUGCAGAUUACCAAUAUCUCACAAAGUACUUUGCAGCGCUGUUAUGGAAAAUUGAUGUCAUGGAAAAGCCUCUGACCAUUGUCCUUGAUUCUGUAGAUCAGUUAAAUCAGACAGACCAUGCUCACAUGCUAAACUGGCUGCCACAAAAACUUCCAAAGAAUGUCACAUUUCUGAUCUCUCUUGUUACUGACAGAACAGACUGCUUCAGAAACUUACAACAGGUUUUUCCAUUCAGUGAAAGAUUCAUUGAAAUGAAUAAGUUUCAAAACGAUGUUGCCUCUGAUGUCAUUAUAAUGAUGAACAAAAAGUACAGCCGACAUUUAUCGAAGAAACAGAAAAAUAUGAUUCUGGACCAGUUUGCCUAUUGUAGUCAACCAUUGUACCUCAAACUGCUUGUUGACAUGUCGUUGUCAUGGAGAUCUUACACAGAUGUGAACCAGUCGUUGCUAGGGGCAACUAUCAAGGAAGCUAUCAACCACCUGUUUGACAAUCUAGAGAAAAAUCAUGGAGAAAUAUUGGUGCAGAGGGGAAUAGGUUACCUGUGUGCAGCCAGGGAGGGUCUGUCCGAGAUGGAGUUGGAAGAUCUUCUCUCCCUUGAUGAUGAGGUCUUACAGGACACCUACAUCUACCACCUUCCUCCCGACCCAGAAGUGAUUCGCCUUCCACCUUUGUUAUGGAAACGCAUACAGUACGACAUCGCUGAGUAUGUCGUCGAGCGUCAGUCCGGUGGUAAGAAGGUGAUUGGCUGGUACCAUCGCCAGUUCAGUGAGACAGCGCGGGAGAGGUACCUACACAAGGGCAUUAGGAAGAUGCUGCACACCUCUCUUGCAGAAUAUUUCCAGGGCAUUUGGAGUGAAAGGUGCAAACCAUUGCAGUUGAUAAAGGGAAAGAAAGGCAACUACCCUCAGAACCAGAGACAAGUUCCUGCACAGCCAAUCAAGCUCAGCGACCAUUUGUACAAUACAAGAAAACUUAGCGAGCUGUCUCACCAUCUUGUACACAGUGAGCAAUUUGAAACUGCUCUCAAUGAGCUUUUCUGUGACCCUGAUUGGCUGUAUGCCAAAUGCUUGACUACGACGUUGACUUCUUUGAUGGAAGAUCUAAAUAUAGCACAAGAAGCAUGUGACCAGGCUAUAAAAAGAAUGAAAGAUGAAAAAGAAGCAUUUGCCAAAGCAAAUGGGAAAGAAAAGGAAGCAAAAGAGGUUGAGGAUAUGAUUGAAAGGAACAAGAAACUAUUGGAAGGAUUUAGACUGGUUUUCAGGAUGAUAUUACUGGCUGCUGACAGUAUCAGAAAGGAUCCAGUCAACUUGCCUCUUAUGGUCUUGUCCCAACUUGGGCCUGACUAUUCAGGGAACCCUCAAGUAGAAACGCUUGUUCAGCGAUGCUUGACAUGGUGCAGGUCCAGCCCCCUUCCUCUCAUGGUGCCCAGCAGGGAGUGUGUGAGCAAGCCAGGUGGGAUUCAGCUGUACUCCAUCAGUAUUGAUGUGGCCCAACAUGAUAAAGACAAGCGUGACCCUUCCCGCCAGUGUUUAUACCUACGUGAGGAUUUGGGGCAGCUAUAUGUGGUUCGACAGAGGUCAGGUGGUCUCAGUGACCAACUGUGUGUGUUUGACCUCCACGAUCACGGCUCUUGUAUUGCCGAGGAGACAAUCGGCCGAUAUAUCAGUGGAAUCAGCUUUGUUGGACAAAACAAAUACCUGUUGUUAGAUGCAUACAUCUCCUCAUCCGGCUCUCAAGGCGUAUUCAGUUACGAUGUGAAAACAGAACAUCUGUUAUUUGAAUCGUCAAUGGCGGCCCCAGUGAAAUUCACCCAUCCAACACAACACAUUGCCGUUUCACGAUCAGGGACAUUCGUUGCUUGUUCAAACGACAAAACUGCCUACAUCUACCAAAUGGAACAAACUCUACAACAAAAACACUCCUUCAAUGAUCACGAAAACCUUAUAUCUGUCCUGCUUAUCUCCCCUGAUGAAACUCUUCUAAUUACUGCUGCUGCCUGUGGCAGUUCAUGGGAUAGAUUGGCUGACGAGGUUUUUGUGUAUGAUCUAAAAUCCAAGCAGAAAGUGUUCACUGUACCCGGUAUCAAUUUCAACUAUGGCUCAAGUUUGGUGACAGGUUCAAAUAUUCUGAUUGGUGGAAAAGUAGGGUAUGAAGAUGAAGGAACACUGUUGGUAUACGCAUUAUCUGAAGGGGAAAAGAAACAUGAAAUCAUUGCAAAUACGACUUACGAGGUGGAUGCGAUGUAUUUGCAUUCGUCCAAUCAGUAUGCUUUGACCUGUUUGAUGGGGACUUCUGUCACGAAUGGGAUUGAAACGAAGCACGCUGCUCUUUUGGAUAUUGCAAAUGGCAAAAUGGUUGGAAAGGCCCCAGAUGACCACAACGGGCCGUACAAUGCUGCCGCCAUAUUCGGGAAGGAGGCACUUUACUAUGCCACCUGUGUCUGGGAUAAGAAUGAUAUUGUUAUCUUCUUUGCUGGGUAUGUUGGCAAGCCAUUGGACAACGCGAUUGUAGUGAAUGUUUUGACUGGCCAUAAUGGACAUAUCACAGACAUUGUUAUACCAGAGACUUUGGAAACCAUCAUUACAGCCUCCUGGGAUAACACAGUGAAGGUAUGGGACCUGAAGACAAUAUUGGAGAACUUCACUUCCGAACUGAAGAAGCUGGAGAUGGUGGCCGUACAGACGUCACUGCAGUUAAACGGUGGUGACAUGAUGGUAGAAUUGGAGGAUUAUGUAACAAAAUAUCUUCCAGCAAACGAUGAGGUGAAACCACAGACCACAACCCUAGCCCUUAACAGGUCAGGAGAGAGUGUUUAUGUUGGUACAGAAAGUGGAAAAGUUCAAGUGUAUGACAUUGAGUCAGCAAAACCCAGCCUUGCUAUUGACACAAACAUUGGCGCUGUUAUGAAAAUGAUGCUGUCACGAGAUGGGCGUUUUAUGAUUGUAGCUGGAAGUCAGGAUAUACAUGUGGAAGACUUGCAUUCUCAACGCCAGAAGACUCUUGAAGGUCGAGGGGAAUUCUCUUGUAUGGCCGAGGCGAGUAAUACUCUAGUGGUUGGGUGUUCUGGCAUGGAAGCAAAGGGCAGAGUGUGGAAUAUUGUCACAGGAGAGACUCUGAGAGACUUUGAACUGCUAUAUUCGUUCCAAUGUGUGGCAAUCAACAGUUCUGGUACAAAGGUGGUGUCAUCGAUGUUUGAGAUUCCGAUUGUUGUCGAUUUGGAAAACGAAGGAGGGGGUUCCAUGAUAGAACCGGAGAAGACUGACAUCAUGAUGACAGGAGCGGUUUCCUGCGCUAUCAGCCCUGAUGAUACAUUGGCCGCUAUGAGUUCCACGGAUGGGGCCGUGCGUAUAAUCGACAUGAGCGGGAAUUACUUAUUUCGACUCCAACAGAAAUCAUCUGCUGUCGCUCUGGUAUUCUCGAAGGAUGGAGCGAGUAUGUUGUCUGCUGGCUACCGGACUAUCUACGUGUGGUCAAUUGUUGAUGGCAGUUGCAAGUACAAGUUAGCACGACACCUUGACUUUGUCAAUGAUAUGAAGUUCGACGAAACUGGUCAGUUCCUGGUUACGAUUUCAAGAGAUAAGCAAGUGAUUCUAUGGGAUUUUGCUAGAGCCGUUUCCAUAGCAACCUUCCAGGCCAACUGUCAGGUAAAGGCCGUUGACAUAGCAACCGGCGGAAGGUGUGUAGCGUUCAUUCCAGAAGGGAUAGCUGAUUUGGCGAUUUUACAACCAAAUAAAAGUCUGCAGGAUUUAUUGGAAGGGAAAGUCAAGCAGCUGAAUCUUGGUCCACAAGUUGAGGCCAUGGCCUUGACUUUCACCAAUCAGAGGAAAGAGAAAACUGGGAAAGCUAGCAAAUCUUGUGUUGUCAUGUAGUAACAAAAGGUCGGGAACUGUCAUGUCAUCCACUCAAAAUGACCAUUUACAAAAACCAUGAAGACACCAAGAAAUCUAAAAGGCUGUACAUUAUUUGAAUUGGAAGAAACUAUUUUGGUUGUCACUUGAAAACGAAAAAGUUCUUUCAUGACAUGAUUUGAGAAUCUGUGAUAAAAAUAAUCUGUUCUAUCCUUACCAAACUUUAAAAUCGAAUCUCUUCUUUGGUUUGAAAAGGUUUUUUAGAAAGAGAGGUUUAUCUUUUUGGCAGGGGGGAAGAAGUCUAUUAUUUAAUUUUAAAACUAUGAUAAUGUUUGUCUGUUGUACAAAUAUCUGUGAUAUUUUUCACUGGCAAUACUGUUGUUAAAUUUUCAAGCUCAAAUUAUUGUUAUUAAUAUACACUCUGACACAUAUCUUUAUAUACACAUUCUUUAAUAUUUACAUACAUUUUUGACUUUGUUUAAAGUGUUAUCUGUUGUUUAUUGUUUCUAUAUACUUUUGUAGUUGUCGAAUUUAUGCUUACACAUGUACUUGCAUAAUUAUGAAGAAACUAAUGAGCAAGGUAGAGCUUGCAGUGCUGUGUAUAAGUUUAUUUAUACUGUUAGUGAUAUGAGGUUUCUUUGGAGCAUAGUGCACAGACAGAAUGUAACCCUGGUUAGAGCUACCCUGGUUCUUGAAUGUGCACCAGUGUAUAGCACUGUCACACGGGAUCCCCAUUUAACGUCCCUCCUGGAAGACGAUAAGUAUUUUUAUUUAGUGUUGAGGCAGGGAAUAGAACCUGUAACCCCUGGAUUGACAGUCAAGUGUGUUAUCACUAGACCACGGAUUCGCCAUGUGAAUGUUGCAACUAUUUAUUUACUUUUGCACUGGAUGUUACAUUCUUAGCUCGACUAUUCGAAGAAUAGGUAGGCUAUACUACUCGCCCUAGCGUCGGCGUCGGCGUCUGGUUAAAGUUUUAGGGCAAGUUGGGAUUUUCACUUAUAAGUCCAAUACCCUACAUUCAAUUGACUUAAUACUUCACGCAGUUGUUCAGGGCCAUCACAUGAUGAGGUUAGAUAACUCCAUAUCAUUCUUUACACAGAUUAUGGCCCCUGAUUGACUAUGGAACUUAGGUUAAAGUUUUAGGGCAAGUUGGAAUAUUUAUUAAUAACUUCUAUAUCCUUUGUUUAAUUGACUUAAUACUUCACACAGUUGUUCAGGACCAUCACACAAUGAGGUUACAUAACUCCAUAUUAUCCUAAAUACAAGUUAUGGGCCCUGAUUGACUUAGGUUAAAGUUUUAGGCCGGUUAAAGUUUUAGGGCAAGUUGGGAUUUUCACUUAAAAUUCCAAUACCAUUCAUUGAAUUGACUUAAUACUUCACACAGAUGUUCAGAGCCAUCACAUAAUGAGGUAAGAUAACUCCAUAUUAUAUUUUAUACAAAUUAUGGCCCCUGAUUGACUAUGGAACUCAGGUUAAAGUUUUAGGGCAGGUUGGGAUAUUGUUUAAUAACUUCUAUACCCUUCAUUCAAUUGACUUAAUACUUCACACAAUUGUUCAGGACCAUCACCCAAUGAGGUUACAUAACUCCAUAUCCUUAAUACAAGUUAUGGCCCCUGAUUGACUUAGGUUAAAGUUUUAGGCAAGUAAAAGUUAAGGGCAAGUUGGGAUUUUAAUAAAAAAAACUUCUAUACCGUUCAUUAAAUGCACUUAAUAAAAUUCAAAAUUAUUUACGACCAUCUUACAACAAGAAACAUAACUCCGUUUUAAGCCUAAAUACAAACUAUGGCCCUUGAAUUAUAUAUAUAUUUUAUUUUUUUUUAAUUUCCUUUGAAAGGCAUAUUUGUAUAUUCUUAACCACAUUUUCAUAAUGGGAAAUCAAGUUUUUUAAAUGACUUGCGUCAUUGUUUGGGCGGCUGGUGGGAGGGCAGCAUCAACGUCACCUUAUGUAUCGAAUAAUUUUAGUUAGGUUUGACAUAAAGAGACCAAACUUGGUAUUAUUACAUCGUUAUUGUAUUCUAAGUCAAAGCGGCGUAGUCGAGCGCGCUGUCUUAGGACGGCUCUUGUGCUAUUAGAGUUUCAUGGAAUACAUUAUAUUGUAAAAUACAUGUUCAUGUACAUAAGUGAUUUGUUUGUUUCUUAAAUUUGUACAUCAGUAAAUACAUAAUUAGCCAUUUUUAUCAUAUAUCUAAAUGUAUCUAUCGUUUGUUGUUCUUUUUUAGCUUAAUACCUUUGCAAAUUACUGUAUUAGUGAUUGUUCAUAGUGUAUUGCACUAAGUGUUUCAUUUUUGUAAUGAUAUUUUAUGGAGUAAAGUAUUGUGUCAAGUUCAUAUAUGCAAAACCAAUAGUAAAUUUACUAAUAUAUACAUACAUUUUUAUUUCUUCUUAGAUAAUCUGAUUUGUAAAUUUGCUCGAUUGUUGCCAUUUCUACCUAAAUGUAGAACCAUAUAUUUGUUUUAUUCUCAUUUUUAAAACUGAUAACCUUGCAGUUAUUAAUAACUGACUAUAUUUGUGAUUGUUCAUAUACACUUGAUUGUUUGUAAAUACAUGAUUUUUGCCAUCAUUUCAACUGUCACAAGGUUUUUAUUGUGUUUCUUGACAUUGCAUUGAUUUAUGCAUGUACAUUUUUUUGUACAUUUACUUACAUGUGAAUGCAAAGUGAUAAUUUUGAUACCUCAGCUUUUACAUAGGUAAUACUCAUCAUUUUCUACAAUUUCCCAGUGAAUACAUAUUUUCGAGUGUAGGAUGAUAUCCGCCCCGGAUGAUUGCCCCCCCCCCCCAGACAUUAGCCCCUAGGACCAUAUCCCCCCGGAUGUACAAUCACAAGACAUGGUAUAUAGACCAAAUGAACGACAGACCUAUGAAAGUAUGCAAACCUACAUGUAUAUGACCCGUCUUCUUCGAACGUCGCAAACCAAAAUCCAUCAUAUUCUUCCACUGCAAACAAUGUUGAUCUUAUGAAAUGUCGAAUAUAGGGCCCUUGCACGUGUAUGUGUGAUGCAUUAUGUCAGGGCACGGUUUACAUAUAUUAACAAAUGUUAUUUAUAUUAUACACUCUUAUGCUUGAGAAUAAAAUGUUUUGUAUCGUUCUAUA
Messenger RNA from Mya arenaria, 8706 nucleotides. RefSeq lists its product as uncharacterized. Gene Ontology annotation, molecular function: protein binding. Lineage: Eukaryota; Metazoa; Mollusca; Bivalvia; Myida; Myidae. The coding region runs from base 159 to 5636 and encodes 1825 amino acids. The record is from RefSeq and is a predicted model, not a curated record. The transcript has 24 exons.